CCCCGCCAUAUUGUUUACAUUUUGGGUCAUUGUAUCCCGAUUUCUUGCGUGCGAUUAUUUUUAAUUUUAACUCAAUUACACUCGUUUUAUCAUGGAAACAAUAGUCUUAGACCCCGGAGAAGAUGUUAAAUAUGAUUUUGAGCCUACUAAAGUAAUAUGUAGGUGCUGUUUAACGACGGAAAAACGAAUGAUGAGCGUAACAAAAUUCCAGACGUUGUUCAGGGAUUUGGCUGGAUUAAACGUAACUGGGUCAGAUGGUCUACCACCGUGGGUUUGCUUUGAGUGCGGUGCGUUGCUGCAAAAGAGUCUGCGCUUCAAGAAUAAGGUGUUGAGAGCUCAUACAAUGUUGUAUGAUUAUCUUGCACGCUGUGCUCCAUUCCCAAUCGAGCCUCAGGAUGCAGAGUUGUUAAAAUACUCCAGUCCAAAUCUCAGUACCACCGGCGUGCUCACUAUAGAUAUUAUUGGCAAAGGAAAAGCUGGUUAUCACCAAGUUUUAGAGCAUGAAAAACUAGUUAACCAAUCAGGUUUGGACGACAUAGAUAUAAACUUGUUUAAUAAAAUAGAUAAUGAGGCAGUUAAAGAGGAAAACAAUGGAUUUUCUGACAUCGAAGACAAUAUAACUUUGGAUGAAAUUAGCAGGACGGUAGCCACAAAGAUAACUGAUGAUGACAUACAGUCAUUAUUACAAGAGACUGGACAUAUAGAUGUGGAGAUAAAAGAAGAACCGCCACACAAGAAGAGUAAGAAGAACAAGACUAAGCAGGAUAAAGUUAAGAAGAAGAAGAAAGAAGAAAAAAUAAAGCCAGACUCAGAAUCUACACCGGGCAAGUCUUCCAUAAGAAAAACAAUAGAAUUGGAUCCUACCAAGAUUAAAAUAAUCACUUUGAACCCUGAAGAACAAAUUAAGCAGAGAGAGGAAGAAAGCAAGAUGGGUCUAAAGUUCCCGUUUCAAUGUAAUUUAUGCUAUAAAGGGUUCAAUUUUGAGUCGAAAUUACAAAAUCAUAUGAAGAAGCAUAGUCCGUCCCGCGGUCCGUACGAAUGUACACUAUGUCAGAUGUACUUGCCCACAGCGUACAGUUUCAGCGUACAUUCGAACAUACAUAACCGGAGAUAUGAAUGUAUGGCCUGCGGGCGACAGAUGACCGACCGGACUUCUAUUAUAGAUCAUUAUAUGUCACAACAUGAAGGUUACGUAAAUAUAUACACAUGCAGUAUUUGUGGGAAAAUUUCCAACAAUAACAAAACGCAUCGUGGUCAUAUGAGAAAUCACCACGGCGGCGAUAGACCGAAGUGUGACCAGUGUGGAAAAACAUUUGUAAAUAAAGACUCUUUGGCUGAACAUCAACAAAUCCAUGACGGCAUAAAGCAUUAUGAAUGCUCAGUAUGCAACAAACGAUUCAGAACUAGAACUCACUUGAAGAUUCACCAGCACACCCAUUCUGACGUUAAGGAGUUCUACUGCGUCGAGUGUGAUGUCAGAUUCAAAUCGGCACAUAAUCUGCGCCAACAUUUAAGUAAGACUAUGAAACAUCGGGACAAGCAGACUUUAAAAUUCGAGUGCACGCGCUGCCCGCGGCGCUACGCCAGCGCACGCGCGCUGCUCGUGCACGUGCGCGUGCAGCACGAGGGAACGCGCGCGCACGGGUGCGGCGCGUGCGGCGCGCGGCUGGCGUCGCGCGGCGCGCUGCGCAAGCACGCGCGCGCCGUGCACCAGCGACACCGCGCGCAAGCCAAGCACGUCUGCCACACCUGCGGGAAGGCAUUCCGGGGUAAGAGCGUGCUAGUGAACCACGUGCGGACGCACACGGGGGAGAAGCCGUUCGAGUGUACGGAGUGCGGUCGUCGCUUCACGCAGCGCACCGCCAUGCGGACGCACGUCAAGCUCGUGCACCUCAAGCUCGCCAGGACUGCUAAGGUGAAGCCCGAAGUCCCGGCGCCGCCGUCCCCGAAGCUGGAGGCGUACAAGCCGGAGCCCCUCAUCCUCCCUGAACCCUGGAGACAGCCUUGCGACGUCUUCUUCAGCGUCAGCGCAGGACCUUAGACUGACCCAUCAUCAUCUCCCGAGCACCCAACUAUGUUGUGGCUUCAAGUCUAAUCGCAUGCAGCUGAGUACCAGUGUGUCACAAGGAGCGACUGCCUAUCUGAUCUCCUCAACCCAGUUACCUGG
This is a messenger RNA of Helicoverpa zea (corn earworm), 2167 nucleotides long. Its product is annotated as zinc finger protein 557-like. The record is from RefSeq and is a predicted model, not a curated record. Gene Ontology annotation, cellular component: nucleus. The transcript has 15 exons. The coding region runs from base 92 to 2041 and encodes 649 amino acids. Lineage: Eukaryota; Metazoa; Arthropoda; Insecta; Lepidoptera; Noctuidae. Gene Ontology annotation, biological process: regulation of transcription by RNA polymerase II. Gene Ontology annotation, molecular function: zinc ion binding; DNA-binding transcription factor activity, RNA polymerase II-specific; RNA polymerase II transcription regulatory region sequence-specific DNA binding.